Molecule: messenger RNA, 2247 nt
Organism: Truncatella angustata
Lineage: Eukaryota; Fungi; Ascomycota; Sordariomycetes; Amphisphaeriales; Sporocadaceae
Exons: 1
Coding region: 1-2247 (748 amino acids)
Source: RefSeq, a predicted model, not a curated record
AUGGAGGCGGCCGCCAAGUCUAUCAAGAGUCUAGUCAGCGUCUUGCCCGACCGCCCCCAUCAGCUCUCCAUCUCCCCCGAUACGCGAUACCACCUGCAGCCCAACGACACGCGCCUCGAGGAGGAUGUCAUCCGGCCCCUGCAGUACAUGACUUAUCUCUUCGACGUCGACAGAGGCCUUCUGCUUACAAGAGCCUACUCCGAUAUCCGCGCCGAAGAAAGCCAUGCGCCCAAACCCGCAAAACCACCUCCAGACCCAAACAAGCCCAGAACAAAGGUAUCUCUAUCCGAUUAUAAGAAGAAGAAGCAGGAUAUCGACAGCAACGCAUCGACGCCGUCCUCGAAACCCGCCCCCGCCCCCACAACCAGGCCCAUCGAAAAGGAACGAAUACCGUCCAUUAAGAAGGAACGGUCGCCCUCGGUGGACAACAUGCUUAAACAAGCUACUCUGAAGAGAGCGCAUCCCAGCUUACCUCCGAAGCCUGAUGUGCGCCGCCCGGGCGCGGAGCCGUCUCCUGAGAGGAAGAAGCGCCCUUCGGAUAUGAGCGAUGAUCGAGCAGUCAAGCGCACCAAGCUUGAGAGCACACCAACCCACAACCUCUCCCGCGGAGGCUCAAAGUCGGAUACUCCAAGCCGGUCUAGCGAUAGGUCAGGUGCUAACCUUGAUAAGAAGCUGUCUAGAGAGCUCAAGCCAUCCCCUAUGCCCCCCGCCAAUGCGAGGAGUAGUCAAGUCAACGGCUCUUCUCAGAAGUCUGUCGCCAGUAAAGACAACACUACGAAGAAGGAAAAGACGAAUUCCGGCCCAAAAGAGCUCAAGUCCAUACCUAUGCUGUCCCCCCUAGGUCCGGAGCUUGGUUCGAGAAUCCCAGGAUACGAGCAGAGUCCCCAGAUUAGAGCAGCAGACAAAGAUGUGAAACCGCAGUCCAAGAGGCAACAGGAAGAGCUUGAGGCACCAACACCAAAAAGAAGGAGCGAUCUACCGCCGCUGUUAUCUCCUACACUUCCCCCGGUAGUGAGAGAGGCUCAAGCAAUGGCGGAAAGGAAAUUGAACCCCCCCAAGGAUUCGACCCAAAGGACCACUCUAUUAUCUAAUGCUUCGGGCACCGCCAAGAAGGCGCCUAUGAAGUCGAUCAGGGAGGAAAGCAUCCACGUUGAAACCAAGAAAGAAAGGAAGGAGGAGCAAGCUACCAAGAUUGUAAAGCUGAAAUACCCGAAAAGGAUUGCUAAGACCGUUUCUCGGCUACUGGCUCUGGCCCCCAAGAAAAAGACCGAAACCUCGAGAAGGGAUCAUCUCGAACCCCCAAGGAGAGAUGAUCGCACAGGCCGAGAGCGAUCCGAUAGCUUGGAGCCGCCGUCGACGGCGACUGCCCGAAAGCGUCCCCGCACGGCUACCGACGCAAGCGAACAGCCAUCUGCAAUCAAGCGCCCCAGGACUUCUGACAUUGCUCAGCCAUCUACCCCGGCUAGGCAUCCCACGACCAUGCAGCGUGUCGCCUCCAGUAGCUCUCAAGCUGGGACACCCGGUGCCGCUAAUAAUCUCACACCAGCGGCUCCCGUCCCGGACCGUCGAUCAGCUUCGGUGGAUCCAGAGAGAGCCAACCGCCUGAGGCAACAGCAUAGUACUUUGACAGCGCUCGGAACAAAGCUGAAGCAUCAAAGAGAUCGUAUCAUCAAGCCAAGGGAUGGUGGCGGUCCGCUCAAUUCUACGGCGCGUGAGCGCAACGCUGUCAUGGCUACUGCCUUGCAAUCUCUUGUGGCAUAUCUGGCAGGCUUCAAGGCGAUGGACGAUAUGCGGGAUGCUGAGCGUAAGGUGCGAGAUCCCAAUAUCUGGAAGAGCAUGAUGCCCUUGUUGAGAGCAUACAGGACCGAUUGUAGCAACUCCAAUCAGCUCAUGGCCCUUUUCUUACGCUUGCAUUGCAUCACUCUGUUGUGUUAUUGCCGAAGUCUGCUGUCCAUGGGUCCGGACAACGCCAUGAAUGCACGUGAGCUCUUUCAAGCCACGCGAGAUCAAGAACAGAUGUGGAAGAUUGCAGGCGAUGCUAGGAAACGUCUUGAAGACAACCAGAGCGGAGACGACGGUGGCCCAGUGGCAAGGCUCAUCGACCGGCUGGGUCCAUGGUCAAGUGUCGAGGACGUGGUCAGCAUCACGCUUAAGAUCUUGCGUAAGGUUAUGCGUCUCGAUGAUGAGAAAUUUACGCCUGAACCUGAGCUCGUUCAAGCUUGCGAGCCAACGACUAACGGUUUAUGA